AUGCAGACCGCCCUGGACGAGCUCCGUGCCGCGCUGACCGCGGAGCGUGUCACGGUGCAGCGGCGUGCCGAUGAGGCCCUUGCAGCGAUGCGGCAAAAGUGCACCGAUGCCCAGGAGGAUCUGAAGCUGGCGCGGCUUGACGUCGACGCGCUGGCACAUGACCUGCGCAAGAGCGCUGAGGAGCUCGCACGGGAACGAAUCAACAUGGCGGCGGCGCAAGAGGAGUUUGAUGCCAAACUAGAGGCGAUGCAACGCGACUUUGAAAGGAAGAAGCAGGAACAGCAGCAUCGCACGGAGCAGCAGCUCAACGAGGCAGCCACGCAGCACAAGCUGUUCGUCGACGACCUGAUGUGGCAACAUCAGGAGGAGCGGAAGGCACAAGAAGCAGUGGUGCGGGAGCUGCAGGCGGCGCUUGAGGAGUUGCGCUAUCGCUACGAGUACCGCGAGUCGCGGCCAGAGGAUGUGGCAAUGAUCAAUCGUCUUAUGAAGGAAGGGCGGCAGAAGGAUCAGACGCUGAAAAAGGCAAUAAACGACAUGAAAAUGUACAAACUGGAGCUCAUCAACCGCGAGGAAAACUAUAAUAAGGUCUUCGGACGGCGGCCGCUCGUGGCGUCGAAUGAUACGGCGGAUAGUGUGCAGCAGCAGCAACAACAACAACAACAAGACGCGCACCGCCGCAGCAUCGUUAAUAGGAGAGGAUUUUCAACGUAG
Trypanosoma grayi is the source of this 711-nucleotide messenger RNA. RefSeq lists its product as hypothetical. Bases 1 to 711 code for a protein of 236 amino acids. The record is from RefSeq and is a predicted model, not a curated record. The transcript has a single exon. NCBI's taxonomy places the organism in Eukaryota, Euglenozoa, Kinetoplastea, Trypanosomatida, Trypanosomatidae.